GACAAGAUAUUCAAAAAUUCAACAAUCAAGCAAAUGGAACCUUAAAUUGGCGCUAAGCAUUGCUCAUUGCAUAGUAAAAGCUUAGAAAAGUAAGAAUUGAAAUAGUUAACAAAUACGAGGUUCUUGCACACACAACUGCAUGAUUCAUUACAUUCUACCCAUAACACCCACCUGAAAACGGCACUUGUUACACAUACAUAUUUCUAUGUACAUAUGUACAUAUGUGACAUCGUUUUAUCUUAUCAGUGCGAUUGCAAAAGCUCUGUAUUUUCCUGUUGCUUGCCUUUUCGAUGUUUAAAAUCGUUUCAAUUUUAGUUAACGAACGACUAUAUACGAGCGCAAACGAACAAAAGUAUUUUAAAAGAUUCUUAAUUUAGCUAUCCUUAUAAUUUAUCGGAUUGGCGCUGGAGGCAAAUUCCUGGGUGUGGGUGGCACAUGGAAUCUUUGGGAAGAGAAGAGCGCAGGUUGUGAAAUAUUCGCUUCCGGCAUUUUCAUUGGUUUCAUUGUUUAUACGGGCGUACACACAAUUGCAUACUUCUUUGGACCCAACAAAUACAGACACGAACUCACAGACACCAUGAUGAAUGUGGUCGGCACCUUCUUGUGGGCUCUAGUUGGUGGCAUUGCUCUGCACUAUUGGGUCGGUUAUAUGAAUACAAGCGACUACUCUUACUUGGGUGUUCAGAAUGUACCAGUUAGUGCGGGUAGUGACAAGCUUGUUGGCAUUAUAAUGGGAUCGCUCUGCAUACUUGAGGCAGCUUUAUAUUUGGUGGACACAGUAAUGAGUUGCCUGCACUACUCGAAGGGCGACACUGAAUAUACUGGUGUGGCGCGUUAGUGCUUCUAAAUGAUUUUCAAGGCAUAUUUGUGCAAUAAUUAAUUAUAUGUUGACAACAAACUUGUAUAAAACUGACAAAUUUGAAAAAAUAUUUGCAGCUACUGAUAUCUAUACCAAUAUUUAAUUAUACAUCAUCCUUUUUCUUUAAAUAUUUCGAAUCGGAGUACUGAAAUGUCAAGACCUAUUCUUUAACUGCAUUGUAGCUCUAAUGCCAUAUUAAUAAGUAACAAUUACGUAAUAGUACAUGCAAGCUGUGCGGCUUGCGUUUCCAGUAUUCCAUAAUAUGUACAACACUUUUUUACUUUAUUCGCCAAACAUUUCAAACAUAAUUUUAAUAAAUUUAAUACAGAAACUACACACAUCUAAACUUGUUGACCUCUCUGUAACACCAGUAAUUAUGUGAGUAAGUGUGCUGAUAGUUAGUGUCUCUAUAAAUACCAUUAAGUCUAGAUUUGAUACCCCUUCAAUAUAAACACAGACAUGCAUGUUUUAAUCGACAAAGCAAACCGAAACACUAUUUAAUGGCCGGGUGUAGUAUGUCAAAAUUCGUCUCCAUCGCUGUUAACGCAAACACAGACACGCAUACACAAACUACUCCUAUGUUAUGUAUGCCUGUACCAUAGACACUUGGAGAGAAAUCCGUAAUGAUUUGUAUUUGUAAAGUCAGCAUUGCGCGUAGUUUUAGUAUGCUAAUAGUUAGACUCGCUUUGAAAAUAAUGACACUUCAGUUCAUUUAGCGGCGACAAAUUUCAAUUGAUCUACAGUAAUUCGCGUUUUCUACAACUGUCAUGUGUCAGUGUGUUAUGUGUGUAUUAGAGCGGGUUGAUUUACAGGGAGUCAAAAAAACGGAAAAAGCGCGUAUGCGAGAAAUUUGCUACGGUUCAUUCUAAACAAUUUUGCCUAAGAGAACAUGGUUCCAAAACCGAUUUCAAACCAGCGAUUUUUAAGGCGAAGUUUAUAUAAUAUAUAUAAAAAAAUUCUUCGUUAGUUUUUGAGUUAUGCGAAAUUUAUAUGUUUUACAUAGUUGUCCGAUUUUCUUUAUUUUCACUGUCAUUGUUAAGUAUAUAUAAUAACAGAGGACUAUUCUGCAAAAUUACGAGCUCUUAGUUUUUUAAUUAAAGGCAGGUUAUGGGUAUAUAAAAUAACUGAAUAAUCGUUUGUAUGGGAGAUAUGUGAUAUAGUUGUCCGAUCUGGCCAAUACCGCCAAAUAAUCAAUAAAAUAUCAAAAUGCGCCUAUGUAUUCAAUUUCAUUCUUAUAACUCAAAAACUGACGAAGAAAUUUUUAUGAGCACCAGCAGAUAAACUUCGCCUUAAAAAUCGCCUGCUCGCUCACUCUAGUGUAGUGUACACAUGUACAUACGCGUAUGUUCGUGCUAAUAAUAUUCAAAACUUGUCGUAUUUAUUCAUUUAUUUGCGGGUGCUAAAACUGCUUGAUCAAUUUGAGGCGAGCAUUUCUUAUUGAACUCAAUAUCAUUUUAGUAACGUAUGUAGGCAUGUUUUUAACUAACGGACAAGCAAUUGGCAUUUAUGUUUUGAACUAUUAAAAACUGAAUCAUCAUUUUCAAAGUUUUCAACCGUCUUUUUAAUGUGUAUGGACAAUUUACUACCUAUAUACAAUGAAUUUUGUGAACAAUGAAACUUGUAUAUACAUACACCAUAUCUAUAUAUGAACGUUAUAUGUAAAGUAUUGUUACUGUGGCUUGAAUGUAUUUUUUAUCUAAUCGUAGCGGACAAGCAACGAAUCAACAAAUCAUACACGAAUUUUUUUUUCAUAACUUAUCGUUCGUACACAUUUAACGGUGACGAUACUUUUGCUAACACGAGUAAAGCGUUUAGUCGAUGGCUGCUCAUUUACGAAGCGAACGCGAUAAAAGUUAACGCCUUGAUAAAGAGGAAUUUCGAAAGCUUGUUUGGCAAAUGGAUCGUUCAAAAAUGGUUUCUUACGAGACAAUUGCCUCAAUAUGUUUAAAAAUACUGAAAUUGCUCAAUAACGUAGGCGUACUGGUUUUAUAUCGCACGGGAAAUGGCGGCGAUUUCUUGGGUAUCGGUGGCAAUUGGAACUUGCAGGAAAAGCAUAGUGCUUCCCUCGAAAUGCUUGCUUCUGGUAUCUUUGUUGGAUUUGUUAUAUAUACAGCUGUAGUUAUUAUCGGAUACUGUUUCGGAGGUAACACAAAUAAACGAGAUUUAACUGACAUUCUUAUGAAUACGGUUGGAGCCGUAUUGUGGUUAACAGCAGGUGGGAUAGCAAUAAAUUUCUGGUUUGGUUACAUGACCGAUGGUAGUUUUGCAUAUGCCAGCAGUGAACGUAGAGUUGGUUUAACAAUGGGAACAUUGUGUGUUGCACAGGGUGCUCUUUAUAUAGUGGAUACUAUUUUGGGAUGCGCUCUCUACUAUAAAGGCCCCAUAGAGUAUGCCGUCAUAAGGCAGUAUACGUUGGAAUAAAUAAGAGGCUACGUCACUAAACUUGAAAACUUUCACAUUCAAAAUAUAUAACUGUUAGCAAGUAUUCCACAAUUAUAUUAUAAAUACUAUUUGAAGGAAAUACAUCAUAUAUUGAAAAAAAUAAAAUAAAAUCAAUAAGAAAGAUAUUACUGUAAAAUAAAUAAUAUAAUUUAAUAAAUAAAAUAAUUUUAAAUAAAAUAAUUUUUUUAAAUA
Molecule: messenger RNA, 3493 nt
Organism: Bactrocera oleae (olive fruit fly)
Lineage: Eukaryota; Metazoa; Arthropoda; Insecta; Diptera; Tephritidae
Source: RefSeq, a predicted model, not a curated record